CGACUACCAACAGUCAAUCGUUGUCGUCAUCGUGAGCACACGCCAGGAUAAUAAUAAUAAUCCUAUCGCUACCGUCGCAAGUCGUCUCCGAUCAUCUCCAGUGGUGGCGCCGCUCACCAGACAAAGAAUUUUCCAGGACGUUCCAGACGAUAUUUAUACACACAUAUAUAUAUAGAAUUACGUUACCAGCUAAGCAGCGCCAUGUCGCGCGGCUACUACAACGGCGGUUACAACCACGCGUGCGAAGUGGACCAACACCGAUACGAGGAAAUACCAGACAUCGAUCCAUCCAUGGACUUCCUGCAGGCCGACGACACGUCCACUUCGUUCUACUACAUGGAGUCACCGACGCGGAUACGCAGGCCUUCGGACACCGCGGACCCGGCCGAACGGACGUUGCUGUUGCGCGCCCAACAGCACAACCAUUACCAACAGCUACAACAACUGCAGAUGAACGGUUGUCCGCCACCACUUCCGGCCGCCCGAGCUAGGCGAAACACGCCGCCGUCCGCGGCCGGCGGUGACCGGUCCGUGGCGGCCGUGACGCCCUGUAAGGCCAGGCGCCGGUUGGACGUGUACGGCGACGAAUUGGGCACCGUCAGUCUCCCGUCCACACCGUCCGGCGGCCGGACCGCGGACGUGUUCGCGCCGAUGAUGGCGCAGACGGCGGCGACAGCGGCAGCGGCCAGACCGGUCACCGUGCGCCGGGCCCGGUCGUCGGCCGCCCUAUACAACAAACACAAGCGGCCGCCGGAGUUUCUAUCCGAAUACAAUCUGGACACUUGUGUGCCGGUUACCGGUGUCCAGUAUGACCGGCCAAGGAACACGGCCAUCAUACAGCCCAUCUACAAGGCGCCGCUGCCGUCCGUGUUUCAGGUGGAAGAGAAAACUACGCCGUAUCAGACCGAGUCCCCCGCCAAGCCGUCGUGGUCACGGACUCCCCCGGCCCGGACACCCGUCCAGUCGCUGCCCGUGUGCACGCUGUGGUCAGCCGCCAUGGUGCUGGUGGUGUCCGGCACGGCCAGUUGCAUGCUGUGCUUCUACCUGAUGUCCCGGCGCGGUCGGCUGUACUACCUGAACGCUGGGCUGCUGGCGGCCGCCGUGUGCCUGGUGCUGGGUUUUCCCGGGUUCCGGUCACAGCAGUGGCGGUGGCUGCCUAACCGCAACUACGUGACCGGUUACAUACUGGUGGCCAUGUUCAGCGCACUGGAGACGUGCGCGCUGUGGUUCAUGUGUCAGAGCACCGUGCUGGACCCGGCGCUCAAUGACAUCGGCGCCGGCGUCGUGUGCGGUAUAUCUGCCCUGUCUGUCACGCUGGCCUGUCUAGGCGUCAGCACGUCGUACUGUUGCCGGUACCCACCGCCCGACAACAGGGUCGCGCACGCCGUCGAGGGGUUUGUCGUGUAGACCGCUACACAUAUCACCCACCUACUCAAGAUUAAUUAUAAUGUCUAAUAUUAAAUCGUUGCAUCGACUAAUGAAAUCCAUCCGCUGCACUUCGGACUCGUUCCAUAGUAUAUAGUUGUAAAUAAUAUAUUAUGCUAUAUUUACAUGGGAUUUUACACGUUUUUUCGAUACGUUCGAAAUUAAAAAUAAAUUGAACUAAUAAAAAUAAUAUUAUACGACGAAUGAUGAUUAUUGCAAAUAAAAAAUAAUUAAUGGUAGUACCUAGUAGCUACUUCAAACUCGAUGCGAUUCGUUCAUCAAUCAUGUCUUAUACUUGUAUUCCUUGAAUUCUGAUUUUUAAAUUUUAAUAUAAACAAACACAUAGUUUAAAUAGAAUAUUCCCACUUAUUUUGUCAAAAACCAUAAGGAUGAUUGUUUUUUGUUUUUUUAUAUGUAUUUCGACAUACAUAAUCUGACACACAAAAUGUAAAAUCUAUUCUUUGAAAUAAAACUUUCAUCAAAGUUAAACUCCAAUACAAUAUACAACGUAAUCAUUUAACUUAGUGUGUGGCUUUAUGUUUGACCAAUAGCAUAUUAAUAUUUCAUUAAAAGUGAAUACAUUUAUUUUUCUAUAUAAUUAUUUAUUAGAAAUAUUUGCAAAUAUAAUAAAAUAUUUACCAGAUGUGGGUAGUGUAUACAUAAUAGUCAUAGCUCAUAUUGGAUAGUAAAUCAUACAAAUGUAAUUUGUAGUUUGUACUUAAGUAUAAUAGGAACAUAUUAUUAUAAUUGUUAAUAAUACAAUUAAAUUUAAAAAGUAUGUAUUGUAUUGUAUUGUACCUACGUUCGAAUAAAUAAUUAUAUGAACAAACUAUAUAAAUAAGUUAUUUAAA
Rhopalosiphum maidis (corn leaf aphid) is the source of this 2276-nucleotide messenger RNA. RefSeq lists its product as uncharacterized. The transcript is spliced from 3 exons. The record is from RefSeq and is a predicted model, not a curated record. Lineage: Eukaryota; Metazoa; Arthropoda; Insecta; Hemiptera; Aphididae. Bases 202 to 1407 code for a protein of 401 amino acids.